UUCACUGCGCUUGCGCUGACAGACGCAAGAUGGCGGACAGUGCGGAACUAAAGCAAAUGGUUAUGAGCCUUAGAGUUUCUGAACUCCAAGUACUGUUGGGCUACGCUGGGAGGAACAAGCACGGACGCAAACACGAACUUCUUACAAAAGCCUUGCAUUUGUUAAAGGCUGGCUGUAGUCCUGCUGUACAAAUGAAAAUUAAAGAACUCUACAGGCGGCGUUUCCCUCAGAAAAUUAUGACGCCUGCGGACUUGUCUAUCCCCAACGUACAUUCAAGUCCUAUGCCAGCGACUCUGUCACCAUCUACCAUUCCACAACUCACCUAUGAUGGUCACCCUGCAUCAUCCCCACUACUCCCUGUUUCUCUUCUGGGACCUAAACAUGAACUGGAACUCCCACAUCUCACAUCAGCACUGCACCCAGUCCAUCCGGAUAUAAAGCUGCAAAAGCUACCAUUCUAUGACCUACUGGACGAGCUGAUCAAACCCACCAGUUUAGCAUCAGACAACAGCCAACGCUUUCGGGAAACCUGUUUUGCAUUUGCCUUGACUCCACAACAGGUGCAGCAGAUCAGCAGCUCCAUGGAUAUUUCUGGGACCAAAUGUGACUUCACAGUACAGGUCCAAUUAAGGUUUUGUUUGUCAGAAACCAGUUGUCCACAAGAAGAUCACUUCCCACCCAACCUUUGUGUGAAAGUGAAUACAAAACCUUGCAGCCUUCCAGGUUACCUUCCACCAACUAAAAAUGGUGUGGAACCAAAGCGACCUAGCAGACCAAUUAAUAUCACCUCACUUGUCCGAUUGUCCACGACAGUACCAAAUACCAUUGUUGUUUCUUGGACGGCAGAAAUUGGAAGGACCUAUUCCAUGGCAGUAUAUCUUGUAAAACAGUUGUCCUCAACAGUUCUUCUUCAGAGGUUACGAGCAAAGGGAAUAAGGAAUCCGGAUCAUUCUAGAGCUUUAAUUAAAGAGAAAUUAACUGCAGAUCCAGACAGUGAAAUAGCUACCACCAGCCUACGAGUUUCUCUUCUGUGUCCACUUGGGAAAAUGCGGCUGACAAUUCCGUGUCGGGCACUUACCUGUUCCCACCUUCAGUGUUUUGAUGCAACUCUUUAUAUCCAAAUGAAUGAAAAAAAACCAACAUGGGUUUGUCCUGUCUGUGAUAAGAAGGCUCCAUAUGAACACCUUAUUAUUGAUGGGUUGUUUAUGGAAAUCCUAAAAUACUGUACUGACUGUGACGAAAUACAGUUUAAGGAGGACGGCUCGUGGGCUCCCAUGAGAUCGAAAAAGGAAGUGCAGGAAGUUACUGCCUCCUACAACGGAGUUGACGGAUGCUUGAGCUCCACAUUAGAGCAUCAGGUGACUUCCCACAACCAGUCCUCAAAUAAAAACAAGAAAGUCGAGGUGAUUGACCUAACCAUAGACAGUUCAUCAGAUGAAGAAGAGGAAGAACCCUCUGCCAAGAGGACCUGUCCUUCCCUGUCUCCUACAUCACCACUAAAUAAUAAAGGAAUUUUAAGUCUUCCUCAUCAAGCAUCGCCUGUGUCCCGUACCCCCAGCCUUCCUGCUGUAGAUACAAGCUACAUCAACACUUCCCUCAUCCAGGACUACAGGCACCCUUUCCACAUGACACCCAUGCCUUACGACUUACAAGGAUUAGAUUUCUUUCCUUUCUUAUCAGGAGACAAUCAGCUCAUGUUGCUUUAUUCAUCUCAGACCCUAAACGUACAAAAUCAUUUGCUAAAAAGGCCACAUCUAGUGACCUGGAAGCAAGAUUAAAAGAGAUCAAGGAGUGUGGAAGGAGAAAGUCAGUGACUGUUACUCAGCAGUCAGACUGUCCCAUUGCACCAGAGCUACAGACUUGCAGAGCAAGAACAAAGUGACAGAAGUCUCAUCGAAAACAGUGAGACAAACACAGAUUGAGAAAGGCCUACUACAGCAAUAGAGAAAUGGCUAAGGACAUGGAUUAAGGCCAGGAUGCAGAAGCACAUCCUGCUCGGUACUGUGACACUCUCUGCCAAAGCAGUGAUCCAGCCACUGUCCAGAUGCCUUCCUGAGUUUCGUACCAGCAAGCUGGAGCACUAAUUGGAGAUUAGCAAACUUUGCAAGAUGUUGUUGUUCAUUGGUGAUGGUGUUCAUGUACAUCCUCCUUCAUCCCAGUAUCACAGUGGUGGUCUUGUUUCAACACCAUGUCUCUGACCCAACCAAUAGAAAUAGAUCAAGGAGAUUUUUAAAAACUUUUUUGAGGAUUUCAUACAUGAGUAUACUGUAUUUACAUUAUUUUGACCCAUCCCUUUCCCUCCUCCAGUUGCUCUGUGGCCCCUCUCUGUAUAUAAAUUUUUAAUUUUUUAUUACUAUUGUAUCCAUGGUUGUAUAUGUAACACAAUGUAUGUUUAGAAGUUAAAGGACAGCUGUAUGGAGUCAGUUUUCUCCACCUCUGUGUGGGUUUCAACUGUUGAACUCAAGUAUUCAGGCUUUAUAGCAAGCUCCUUUAUCUGCUGAGCUGCCUUGCUUUCUGAUUAAGGAGAUUUAGUGGCCUUUGGGACCUGCUGCCUGAGUAGGACCUUUGUCCAGGCUACUGCUACAACAGGAACACUGAGGAGACAAGCCUGUGAGUGUGGACGGAAGAUAGCACCAGUACUGUGCAGUAGCCUUGUGUAGGCACUCGAGCAAUUACUGCUGACUGCAGGGGAUUUGCUUUUGAUGAAGAGGUUGCAAAGCAAUGUUGUAGUUGUGGUGGCCACUAACUCCAAGAUCGUGUAUGUGACACUGAGGAGCCCCAGAGAGCUUCCUAAGGAAGCUGCUGUGGAAACUUGGAACUGAAAAGCAGGCAGGAGCAAGAGAAACUGCAAGAGACAGAAGGAGUCCCCACUAAGUUUCAUAAAGGAGCUAGUGGAACUUGCACAGACAUCAGCAGUCCCCUUCAGAUGAGAUACUUUAGAACAUGAAUAUCAGAGAAGGGGAGUGUUUGUGGUACACUCUUCACAGCACAUCUUCAAUGAAAAGGGACAGACCAAAGCACCACAGCAUGCUUCUGAAGAAUGGCACCUACCUAGGAUGAGCUCUAUUGGAGAAGCAGGCAUUUCCCCUGCCCUGAAAACCUUCCAGGAAACAAGUUGUGCCUAGAGGACAGUGGCACUGACCCCUGGCCUGUGUAGACCUAUGAAUGAAUACACACACACACACACAAUCUUUUUAGCAAAAUACAUAAUUAGAUCUCAUAGGGUAUAGAUAUGAUGAAAGAAUGUUUUUGCACAGCCAUGUGGUCUAUUCAUGUUUAAGUAUUAUUAUAAAGAGUAAAAUAGUUGGGAGUGUUUAGGAAGCCCCAACCUCUCUGAAGAUCUGUAGGCAGUUACUCUUUAGUGGGGAGAUAUUUUUUUCUUCAGUGAUUAGCCACUGGUAAGUUGUUCAUACUCUGUAAGCAACACUGGGACACACACUGAAGGUAGACUGUUGAGAAGAGGCAAGGAUCAGGUAGAGGGAGAGAAACGGGAAAGCAGUAGAGGGUAAUUAUAAUCAAAAGACAUUAUCUACAUGUGAAAAUGUUAUAAUAAAACCUAUGAUUGUGUAUAAUUAGUACAUGUUAUAAAAUCUUUAAAAAAUGAAAAAGCUUAAAAACAAAGUAAAAUUGUUAUGUAACCAAUUAAUUAAAAGGCGAGCUUUGGGAUUUUUUUUUUAAAUAAAUGUAGAGUAACCUAAGCAUAGAGUAUUGGCAAAGCCCACAGUAGUCCUCAGCCUUCACAGCCACUCAGCAGGCACCAGUCCCUGACCCAGAGACUUGCAGCUCCACACACCCCACUAUGGGAGUGUCCUGCAGAAGUGUGACAUUGCUUAUCUUUUACAGCAAGUUCUCCCUGCCUUUUCCAACUCAGACCUGCUCAUGUGCACAAACACUGUGCCCAGUGCCUGCAGUGCUGAAAGCAGUGACAGGCUGCAUAGAGCCGCAGCCUGAGCACGAUAGCAGCUGAGCUUCUUCAUGAUGCAAUUCUCAGGAUGAACUUGUCAGUGGGAAUGCGGGAUGUAUCUUGAGAGGCGCAGCUGCUCUCCUUCCUACUGCUUCUGAACGUCUCAGAAAUAGAGUUUUAAGAACUGCGUGCAAUGCAAACUAAAAUACACACACAACACAAUGAAAAGUGUUAUUCCAGUUUCAGAUACCAUACCAAAGCGCUCUCAGUAUCAGUGACCAGUCAUUUCACUGCAGAAUAUGUUGUUACUUGAGGAGCCAGACACUCAGGAUAUGUUAACUUGGGACUUGCUCUGCUGAGAAGAGUACAGAGGUGCAUCUGAUUGUAACGAGAGUGUUUUGUCUCUGGUCCC
Microtus ochrogaster (prairie vole) is the source of this 4316-nucleotide messenger RNA. RefSeq names its product protein inhibitor of activated STAT 1 (gene Pias1). The transcript has 14 exons. Bases 30 to 1778 code for a protein of 582 amino acids. Gene Ontology annotation, cellular component: chromatin. Gene Ontology annotation, biological process: regulation of transcription by RNA polymerase II; protein sumoylation. Lineage: Eukaryota; Metazoa; Chordata; Mammalia; Rodentia; Cricetidae. Gene Ontology annotation, molecular function: zinc ion binding; SUMO ligase activity; transcription coregulator activity. The record is from RefSeq and is a predicted model, not a curated record.